UGUGUUUUCUCCCAGCCGGUGUCGGCGUCAGCAGCUCAUAUCCUCGGGGAGGUCUGCCGGGAGAAACAGGAAGCUGCGAUCCCAUUGGUCCGUCUCUUCCUUCACUAUGGAAACAUCCUGCCUUUCCUCAGUGCCGUCGCCCAAGCAGAGGUCAACCGCACACAGGACCCUAAUACAAUCUUCAGAGGGAACUCUCUAACGUCUAAGUGUAUCGAUGAGACCAUGAAGCUGGCUGGGAACCACUACCUCCAGGUCACCCUGAGAUCCAUGAUAGAUGAAAUCUGUACGGACCACAAGCCCUGUGAGAUCGACCCGGUGAAGCUGAAAGAGUCAGAAAACCUAGAGACCAACAGAGAGAACCUGCGUCAGUAUGUAGACCGGAUCUUCAACAUGAUCACGACGUCAGGCGUGCGUUGUCCCACCGUCAUGUGUGAUAUUUUCUUCUCACUCAGAGAAUCUGCUGCAACACGUUUCGAAGUCGACCAGGAUGUGAGGUACACAGCCGUCAGUAGUUUCAUCUUCCUGCGAUUCUUCGCCCCGGCCAUCCUCUCUCCCAACCUGUUCCAGCUGCGCCCGCAUCACCCGGACCCCGCCACGUCUCGGACCCUCACCCUCAUCUCAAAGACCAUCCAGACCCUGGGUAGCCUGGCCAAGUCCAAAUCAGCCAGUUUUAAAGAGACUUACAUGGCGGCCUUCUACGAUUACUUCAACGAGCAGAAGUAUGGCGACGCUGUGAAGAACUUCCUGGACCUAAUCUCGUCGUCAGGGAGAUGGAACCAGAAGAGUAUCGAGACUCCCAUCAUGCUGAAAGAGGGGUUCAUGAUCAAGCGAGCCCAGGGGAGGAACCGUUUUGGGAUGAAGAACUUCAAGAAGAGGUGGUUUCGCCUCACGAACCAUGAGUUUACCUACCACAAAACCAAAGGUGAGGGCGCUCUCUGCAGAAUCCCUAUAGAGAAUAUCCUGGCUGUCGAGAGACUGGAGGAAGAGUCAUUCAAGAUGAAGAACUGGGCCUCCUCUCAACUCAGUGGGCCUCCUCUCAACUCAGUGGGCCUCCUCUCAACUCAGUGGGCCUCCUCUCAACUCAGUGGGCCUCCUCAACUCAGUGGGCCUCCUCUCAACUCA
Molecule: messenger RNA, 1122 nt
Organism: Oncorhynchus masou masou (cherry salmon)
Lineage: Eukaryota; Metazoa; Chordata; Actinopteri; Salmoniformes; Salmonidae
Product: ras GTPase-activating protein 3-like
Exons: 10
Biological process (GO): regulation of GTPase activity
Source: RefSeq, a predicted model, not a curated record